UGGCGGCGGGUGGAGGAGACCGCGGGCGCGGAGGGUUGUCCCCGCGGAGGGAGCGCCCCGGCAUCACCGGGCUUCGAGCCGCCGCUGCCGCCUCUUGUCUGUGCUGGCGCUGGUCGGAGUUGUCAUCCGGGACUAGGCUGGGCUUUCUCGUCGUAUUUCACGUCUGUCAUUGCCUGGGAAACUUCACGAGCUCGAAACAACUUUGAGCGGAAAAAGAAAAAAGUAAUUUUCUUUAAUGUUAUAGCUGCUGGAAAACACAGUCGGCAAGUUCCUCUUAUAAUUGCAGCAUCACUCCUUUGGAGGAAGCGAGACCUGAACAUAGGAUCGCAGGGAAAGCACUUAAUCUCAACUCCUUUUGUGUAAUGUGUGGAAAGACUAGGCUUUUCUGUGCCAUGCAGUUUAUGUUGCUUUUUAGUCGCCAGGGGAAACUGAGACUCCAGAAGUGGUAUGUCCCAUUAUCUGACAAAGAAAAGAAGAAAAUCACAAGGGAACUUGUUCAAACAGUAUUAGCCCGCAAGCCGAAAAUGUGCAGCUUCCUGGAAUGGAGAGACCUGAAGAUUGUCUACAAAAGAUAUGCAAGCCUUUAUUUCUGCUGUGCGAUUGAAGAUCAAGACAACGAACUAAUAACUCUAGAAAUAAUUCAUCGCUAUGUAGAACUUCUUGACAAGUAUUUUGGCAGUGUAUGUGAACUUGAUAUCAUCUUCAAUUUUGAAAAAGCCUAUUUCAUUCUGGAUGAGUUCCUUUUAGGAGGGGAAGUUCAGGAGACUUCCAAGAAAAAUGUUCUCAAAGCCAUUGAACAGGCAGAUCUUUUACAGGAGAGCCAGAAUGAAGACUGGGGAGGUUUGUCUGAGGAUAUCUUAUGAUUAAGAGCAAUCUAAGGCAUUAGCCCUUUUGACCCCCAUCUAAAUGAUUGGAAGCAGAGACCCCACGUAGUGUACUUGAAGAAAUUGGAUUGACAUAAAUCUUCACUUCAGCUGAUGACAUAUUAAUGUUUCAUACUGUAAAUGUUCACUGCCUUCAUUGUAAUGUUUAGCUAAUGGUGUAAGAUGCUGUUUGUCAGUAUUACUGUUUUGCUAAGCUGCUUCAUUCGGGCCUACAAGAAAAAUACUCCUUUUUGAAAAGGGAGUAAGAAAUUAAAAAGUCCAGAAAUCGUAAAUGAAAGGGAAUUACAUUAAAAUUGACUCAGUGUCUCAUGUUGCUGCAUUUAUAACAAAAUUGCAUUUGACUUCAGUAAGUGUACUGUUUUUUUAUAAGCAAACUUGACUUCAGGAAAUAAGUGUAUCAUUAUGACAUAUCUAAAUGAAAAGAAACUAUGAAAUGUUAUGGUGUAGAAAUUGUGUUUAUGCAACCAAAGACUUUGUUCAUCUACAUUUCAGUCACCAAUUGUGAUAAUUCUGCUUAUUUCAGUUGAUGCAUAAAGCUUGGAAAUGCUAGUUUAUUACUGAAUUUGUCAUUAUACCAAAGAAUCCUGUUAGGAUCUGCAUAUCUCACUGGUAAAAACUGUUAAGGUGAUACAGCUUUUGCAAGAAAACUGCAAACUGCUUAACUCACUAGGCAGGAAAUGUAGCUACUCUGAGCAAAACUCUGCACGUUCCUAUGCUAAAAAGGGAAUGUGUGAAUUUAAAAAAAAAAGGAAACUUUUUAAACUUAAAAACCUCUGCACAUAAACACUAAAAAGGAGGUAGGCUUUCAGACUGUAUAGAGGUGCAUAAUGAAAAUUAGAUAAUUUUGAAGAUGGGGAAGAGGGAGCUUUAUAAAAGUGACUUUUCAUUGUUUUCUUUCAAACUCUACAAAUUAACUUGUAUUUAUUGGUGGUUUAUAUUUAUGCUUUAAUGGGUAUAUAGGUACCUUAAAAAAACCCAAAUCCCACAGUAAAGGUCAAUGUCAUUUUAACUGCUUUUCUUAACUUACACCUUUAACUGUGACACAUCCCUUACAACACUCGUGUGUGACAUACAGUUGAACCAACUAAUUUGUAGUUAAGAGCUUUUAAAUAUUAGAUUUGUACAGUAGAUUCACUGCAACUUACGUCAAAUGAUAGCAAGUAAUAUUUUGACACUUGGAGCAGCCAAGCAGUAGUUAUAAAUGAAACCUCUUUCACUUGCUUGAGGGAAUCAGAUUCAUGUAUACUUUUGAGGUCAUGCAUCAUGCUUUAGACUAGCCAAAUUCUGCUGUGCAUCUGCAUGGUCUCUGAGGAGGCAGAGCUGCUUCCCUCUCUUCCUCCCUCCCCAGUAACUUCACUCUAAGAGUUAAUAUUUUGGCUUGUUUGCUUGAGUCAGUAGUGCCACGUUUUCACAAACCUUAGCUUUGGCGCUGUUGCUGGAAGCAGUCAAGCACUGCUAGUAUAAGCAUUUACAUAGCCAUCUGGAGAGCCAGACUGCCAGCUUGAUGCCAUCUAGGUUAAAUUUAACCCACUGGGACUGGCUUAGUGUUGCCACAGCCACCCCUGAUACAGAUCCCAGUAUAAAUAAAUGCAUGGGGCAGCAGAAGGGCAGUGCCAGGGUGGAGCGUAUGGACUCACUCCUUCGGCCCUUUCUGGGAUUUAAACAUAUGAAUUGCUGGAGACUGUUUCUGUUCUAGGGCACACCAAGGCAGUGGUUUGCAUUUCCCCAGUGCAUGACCUGCAGGGGUAGGCAAGGGGAAGGUGGUAGCAGAAUGACCCUUGUGUGAGCUUGAAGCACUAAAAUUACCUUAAAUCAAAUCUGAAGCAAUUUUGUAUGUAUUAAACAUGUUUUUAAUGUUUACACUGUCACUUGUAUGUGCUUGGCUGGAUUAAGCUUUGUUGUGGUUGUGACAAACUGUUUGACCUCUGUCUGUCAUAUUGGUUUAGUUGUAAUAAAUGUCCAUUUUUACACCA
Molecule: messenger RNA, 2857 nt
Organism: Pezoporus occidentalis (night parrot)
Lineage: Eukaryota; Metazoa; Chordata; Aves; Psittaciformes; Psittacidae
Gene: AP1S2
Product: adaptor related protein complex 1 subunit sigma 2
Exons: 6
Coding region: 363-863 (166 amino acids)
Biological process (GO): vesicle-mediated transport; intracellular protein transport
Cellular component (GO): membrane coat; intracellular membrane-bounded organelle; AP-1 adaptor complex
Molecular function (GO): clathrin-cargo adaptor activity
Source: RefSeq, a predicted model, not a curated record